This is a messenger RNA of Lymnaea stagnalis (great pond snail), 13165 nucleotides long. NCBI's taxonomy places the organism in Eukaryota, Metazoa, Mollusca, Gastropoda, Lymnaeidae. The record is from the annotation of a GenBank genome assembly.
UGUUGCUCUCAAGAUGGCUGUGAAUGUUUAUGAUUUAAAUUUCUACUACCUUUUAGGCUAUUUAGCUAGUGAAAUCAGUUUAUUUUAUAAUUUUGUUUAAUUUAAUAAAAUAAAUAUAUAGUUAAACAAGACAUGUGGUUAAUUUAACACAAUAAUAAUAAACUAAACAACAGAUAAUUUAAAUUUCUAAACUAAAACUUUUGACUUAUACUUCAACUUCAAUACUUAUUGACUUAUAUUAUAAGUCAUAAGUUAUAUAAACUUAUAAUUUUUAUAAUUAAUAAAUUUAAAUAAUUAUAAUUUAAAAGAUACAAAUAUUUCAAUAAAUUUAUUUAAUAAAUUUAAAUAAUAAUGAUUAAAAUGAGUCUAGGGGCCAUCCAUAAAUGAUAUAUUGUGUCCAAGGGAGGGGGGGGGGGAGGGACUUGCAUUUUUUGCAAUGAUGUAAAGUGGGGUUUAAUCACAUUAAAAGCGGAACAAAAAAUAGGACUUUCCCAAGGGGGGCUUUGGGGGGGGGGGGGACCCUCCAGCUAAAGAGGGGUCCAGGGUCCUCCGGCGGAAACUGUUUAUUGAAAUAAUGCUCAUUUUAACUAUUUUGAGGUCAAGAAAUAGUUUUAAAUUUAUCUUCACUUUUUGUCAUUUAAUUUAAACUCUGAGGCAUAUCAUAAACGAAAACAAUAAUUAUGCAGAGUGGUGGAGGGGAACAGUGCAGCCAUCACGCGCGCUCACAUCACUACUGGCACUGGCUACACAACUAGCCAAAAUAUUACUUGAAGUUAUAUUAUAAAUUAGGAAGUUUUAGUGAUUUGAAAAUGUGUUUGGUUUUAGAAAUGGGACAUUUAGGUGUUCCGAGAGCCUUUUUCGGGACACCGGGUAGGAUCAUAAAAAAACAGGACAAUUACGGGACGUUUGGUCACCCUAACUUAAUCAAACUAGAUUUAAAUUACAGACAUUUCUAAUAUUAUUCUUUUAUACAAAAAAUUAUUAUUAUUUUAUUUUUACACUUUGAUCACUGAGAGAAUCAGUAUAGGUCUGAGGUAUGCAAGGUCUGCAAAAUACCCUCGGAUAAAGUAACAGGAUGUUACGGAGGAGGAGAAUUGGGGUGUUGUGACAUUGAAAAUCAUGUUAAUUUAUGUCAAAUGUGGAGAUGGGAGUCAUAGAAUUAGGGCUACUACGUGAGGCUGGAUUGGGACUUAAAAUGGUGGGGGAAUGUUCUUUGUAAAUGUUCUAGGGCAGGGAUUCUUAAACAUUUUGCAGCGCUGCAUUCCCUCUCAAUUUCAAAAAACUUUAUGCAAACCCCCCCAGUCUCCCCACACAAAAAUAAUGUAAUAAAAUUUUAAAAAAUGAUAGUCAUUAAAUAAUUAAAUUAUAUAUUGUCAUUUUACUUCUCUAUUUAACUUUCAAGAUUCAAGAAACAAAUUACCAAUACAAGUUAUUUGUAAACAAAAUUCACCAGAAUUCUUCUGCACCACAGGGGUGGGGGGGGGGCCUCUGGUUAAGAACCACUUUUCUAGGGAAAUGUUUUUGACACAGGUGCAGCAAUUCGAUAUCCAUGGGGGUUAUUCUUUUAAGGGUGUGUUAAGGACAUUAGUGGACAGAGGUAUUUUUAUAUGGGGAGGGGGUUGCAGAGGUUUGUGAUGUUAUAUUGGGGUUUAACAUUUUGUGAUAAAUUAUGCUGAUGUGGGAGAGGGGUCGGGGGGUCAAAACGUGAAAUUUUCAUGCGUUCAUUUAUGGAUGAUACUCCUAGGGCUUAAUUUGAAUAAAAUAUUCAAAGUAAAAUCCAUUUUAGGGUUUCAAAGUUAAAUUUUAAAAAUAAAAACUAUUAAGUUGGUUAUCAUCUUUAUCUGGUGUCAGUCACCACACUGGACAUUUUUUUGGGUAAAAGUAACAUUUUUCAACUCCACCUUCUGUACACCUAAUAAAGUCAAAACUUUGUUUGGGCUCUAUCAGUUAUUUUGCGUGUGAAAUGAAUGAGAAUUCUCUUUUAUUGUGCCUGCUAACAAUUUUUAAAUAUUUUUAAUGACUGUUUAGUGUGAGUAUUAACAGUGAAAAAAGGUGAUUAAGUCUAAUUAACUUAUUAAGCAGGACAGAUGUUUCUAAAUUUAUGAAUAUUUGAACUUGAGCUGUAAAAACAUUUAAUGAAUCAUGGGAUCAUUGGAACAGCAAGAAAAUGUCUUUGUCAACUUACUGUGCAGUCUGAGGCCAUCUACACUAUUCAAUGAACUUUUAUGCGCAGCACAGGUAUUUUCAUAAUAAAAAAAUAAACGUAACUAACAGUAAUAGUAUUUAUUAAUUUAAAAAAAAAUAUUUCUUUUUAUUUUUCUUCUUUUAUUUUAGCUAAUAUGCUUUUUGUUUAAAAUUUAACAGGCUGAAGAUACUAUGUUCCUUACCAAUGAAAAUUAACAUAAAUCAAAAGAAAGAAGGAAUGUUCAAACUAUUGACCCCUAACUGUUAUUUUAAAUUUAAACAAAAAUCACCAUUAUUUCAAGAACAACAUUUUAUCUAUGAUAUCAUGUUUUAAAAAAAUAUUACAGGAAGAAGUGAAAAAGUCUAAUCACAGAAUCUCAGAAUUAAAAACAACUGUUUACAGUGGAUUAGCUGCAGCAGGUAAAUGUUUGGGGCAAGAGUAUAGAUUGUCAUAGAAAAGUCAACAUAUUUCUUUGUUUCUUUAUUUGCUUGUAAUGUAUUCUACACAUAUUUAAAUCUUUAGGAAAAUUUCAUAUAAAAUUUUAAAUAAUUCUUUUUUAAACAAAUUCCUUUUUUUAGGAGGGACUUUAGUAUAAAAUGAAAAUAGGUUCACAUUUUUAUUAUUCAAUAGGCACCUAUAAGUUUUAGAUUUUUGCCAAUAAUUCUCUAUUACUUCAUAACUGAUUUGUCAAUUUUCACAGGUUGGGACCGUAAGCUAAGAAAUGUGAUAUACCACUUUUUGCAAGCACAAUCUAAAUUGUCAAAGCAAAGUGCAUUUUCUACUACCGGUACUGAUUUAAUCAAGGAGCCUAUAUCAUAUAUUAUGAAAGCACAGGCAAGUUGAUCUAAUUUGUAAACCCUGUGGGAUAUUGUGCUUGUUAUUUUAAUCACUUAAUGAUGAUAUCACUAAAGAACUUUUUUAAAGCUACAUCAGUUUCUCUUUAAAAUACAAUUGAUUGAAAUCUUAAUUAGCUGCUAUUGUAUGAAGUAACCAAGGUGUAUACUGAAAUAUAAUAAAUUGGAAACAUUCUAGAAACAAUCAGUUUGCUUAUAUUUAUUUGAAUCACAGUUGAAAAUGCGAAAGUGUUAUUUCAGUUUAUUGGGCCGAUUUAAUGGAAAAUUAGAGAUUAUAUUUUGUUUUAUUAAUUUUGGUUUGAUCAGCUAGCAUGGGAGAAAAAGAUUUUGAAAAGCUUAAACAGUAUGUGCACAGAAUUAACCAUUCCUUUGGCCAGAGCUGUGAGUAUUACUACUACAGUGUUUAUAUUUAAUUGUUUGCAGAAAGCAAAAAAAAAGGAAUGUAACAUUUCAGUUCAUGAUAAAUUUAAUUAAUAAUAAUGCAACUUAAAUAUUUGUAAACAUGAAAAAGUACUAUUAAAUUUUAUAUUUUCAGUGUCAAAUAGAAUUAAUCUAGCUGCAAUCAUGGCAUUUUGAAUUUUAAAUAAAAAUGUUAAGUCUUUUGAGAUAUAUGUUACACCUGCAAGCUUAAUUUAAAUAAAAAAACUAUUUUUUUUAGCGAACAGAGAAAGAUAGAAAAGACAUGGCCACACGGUGGACAGAGCUUGGUGUUGAUGGCCCAGGUAUAUUCACUAUGUGAAAAUAAAACAAAUGUAAAUGUCCCUAUUUUUAAAGAACAUUGCUGUGCACACUAAGAGAAUCAUACAAAUUGUAUAUGUGUUGAAUGUUUACUUUAAAAUAUUCAAGAAGUUUGUUAUUAAACUGGAACCUCUCAUAACGAGUUUAAUUUGUUCCAGACUCUUACUCCUUAAGCGAAACACUCGUUAAAUGAAACAAUUUUUCCCAUACAAAUCAAUGUCAAACAAGAUAAUGCGUUCCAUGCUGAAAAAAUACUAAUUUUUCAAAAAAUUUUAUUAACAUUUAUUCAAAUAAAAUUAUUUAUGAAUUGUCAUGGAGUGUAACAACUUGGAAUACAAUUUAGAUUUGAAACAAAAAAAACGUAAAUAAAAAUAUGAAUUUAUGACAAAUAAUUAAUCCUUUUUAACUAGAAAAGUGUCAAAAGACAUUUUUUUUGCCAACGCUUCAAAAUUUGACAAAAAUGUGUCACAGCAUUAUCAUUGAAUAAAUUUGUAGCAUGAAUAGCCACCUCUUUAUUAGGGUGAUGCUUCUCAAUGUACGAUGCAACAGUUUCCCAUCCUUUCAGCAUUUCUCUUAUUGCGCUAUAAGAUUGUUGCUCUACUUCUUCCUCCUCCAUUAAUGAGCUCUCCUCCAUAAUUUCUUGCUAUUAAACAUGAUGCAACUCCAUAAGCUCUUCGGUGGUCAGCUCUUGACUGUGCUCUUUCACAAGCUCUUCAAUAUCAUUGUUGUCCACCUCUAGUCCCAUGAUAUUAACCAAUGACACAAUCUCGUUAACUGUAGACUCCACAGGUACUGUUUCAAAAUCACAUUCAACAACACUCUGGCCAAACUUUUUUCCAAGCAGAAGUGAGGGUGCUCUUGGUAACUCCUUCCCAAGCCUUGUCAAUCAUCCUGAGGCAAGCAACGAUGUGAAAAUGAUCUUUCUAAAACUCUCUAAGAGUGAGAUUUGUCUCUUCGGUAACUUGAAAACAACGCUCGAAGAGUGUUUUAGUGUAGAGUUGUUUUUUUUAAAUUUUUUUUUUAUUUUUAUAUAAAAAAAGAAAAAAAGGGACUUCCCCUUUCUGCGUAACUCGUUAUGCAAAAUGUCGCUCGUUAAGGGAGCAACUUCUUCACAUUUUUUUUUUUGCUCGUUAUGCGAAUUACUUGUUAUGAGAGGUGCUCGUUAUGAGAGGUUCCACUGUAUGUUUAUAAUAAACCUUGACAAGAAAUAAAAAUGUUAGGAUGUCUUUAUAAAAUAAAAACUAAUAUUGAUAAGAGUAAAAUUACAUUGAAAGUGACCUUUUCUUUUUUUUGGGUGUAUAGAAAUUAUAUUGACAUCUCAUUGAAAAAACUUCUAUGAAAUAUUCAAUGAGCCUCAUCAACAUGAACAUUUUCUUUUAAAAGAAAUUAUACUUCACAUAAAGUAUAACAAAUAUUUAUAUUAUUCAACCUGAUUUGCAGAUGUUAUAAUUUUACAUAGUAGGCUACUUGUAAAAGUUAUUAGAGAAAGAUUACAUAUCUUUUUCUAGAUUUACAAAAACAAUUUAGCAAUAGUUGACAGUGUAAAGCUCUGCAUAUCCCAUCAGACAUAUCUUUCUGAUAUUUGGCACCACUGAUCUUCCAUUUUAAAUAUUAUUUCUUUGUCAGCAUACUUUGUUCAAAGUAAAACAAUUAAUUUCUUGUUAUCCAUUUUAGAUUUAAGUCAGAUCAGACCUGUUUAUGCCCCUAAAGAUUUCCUAGAUGUAGUUAUCAAUUUAAAUAACCCAAAUUGUGUUAGCUCAGGAAAUGCUGGGUAAGUUGGAUCUUUUUGUUUUGUUACAUAUUAAAUAAAUUGUAUGAGUCCAUCAAAAUCAGCUGAGUAGAAGCUUAAGAUCAAUUUGAUGUCGGUUAGUUGGUUUACACCUGCUUGCUAGAAGGCUCAAUGAUCAAUGGGUUCUGUUGGCGUGGGAUCAAAUUAUGAAGAUUAACAAACUGUGGGAUGGGUCUGCUAAGCAAACAGUUGUGAACCUGUUUAUUGAUUGGGUAAGAGUGGAGACAACAGGUGAAUACAGCCAGGAAGAAAAGAUGAUGCAAUAUUUGGAGUGCUGAGUUACAUAGCUGUACGUAAAGUUAGAGUCAAGCUGGUGUUUAUUGUAAAUUUAUCUGCAUUGAUUAUGUUCCAUUUUUAUAAUAUCCACAGAACAUUUGAUUUACCUUGGGGUCUGAUCCAUGUGUCACUGAAAGUCAAAACACUUAAUGAAUUGGUUUGUUUAUAAUGUUCAUUUGAAUCUUUACUAUUGAAACUGAUCAGAAUUUUUGGGCUGUUACUUGAGUUUGGAAAUGCCCAUUUGUGUUAUAUGCUCCUAUAAUAUAUCUUUUAUGUUUAUUUUAUUUUUAACUACCCCGGUAUCCGACUAGAACUAUAUUAUUUUGGGGUAUAAAGGCCCAUAUCAUUAGGUCAAGAGGCUUUUAAAAGAGGUGAAGGGAAAUAAUGGGAAAGCUGAAAGUUUUGCAGUAGUGGGAAUAGGUAAUCAGGUGGGGAUAGUCUGUGUGGGGAGCCUCACUUUGCUUUUUCUGAACACAGAGGAUCCAGUACAGUGACAUGGCCAUCACCCACUGCCAGACUGGCACAGAUGAUUUGUCUGACAUCCCCCCUGAGCUGUUUGAAAAUGACAGGACAAAACUGGGGAAGAAAGGUUUGUAGUAUCCUACAGGAAAUAGUUUGAACGUGAGAUCAUUUAUCCAUCCACCCUUCCACUCAGACCAUCCAUUCAUUCAUAUGGCGCUACAGCCCAUGUAGGGCUUUGGCCUGCCUCACCACUUCCUUCCACUCAGAGCUAACUGAUGCUUUUCUUUUUCCAUGCUUGGAUAGAUAUUUUUCCACAUAAUCCAUCCAUCUAAGCCUAGGUCUGCCUUUGAGCCAUUUUCCUCUGGGAUUUUGUUGGUUCAUCCUAUUCACUCAGCUUUCAUUUGGAUUUCUUUCUAAGUGUCCUGCCAAGCCCAGACUGCCAUAUUUUAUUUUUGCUACUAGCAUGAGAUCCUGAUAUAGACUGUAAAAUUCCUGGUUGGUUUGUAUUCUACAUCCAUAUUCAUCCAUUGUUGGUCCAUAUAUUUUCUGGAGAACUUAUCUCUCCCAUUUGUUUAAUAGGUUUUCCGCCAUUUUUGUUGGGAUCCAAGUUUCACCUACGGCCAAUGGUCUUUCUUUUUUUUCUGUUAGCAAUUCAUUUCUUUAAUUUAAUAAAACUUAAGUUUUUAACUUGUUUCUAUUUCUCGUCCUAUUUUUAUCUGUCCUGUCUGCCGAGGUAGGCUCUUAGCCAAAAAAUUCUUGUCUUAUUGUCCUGUUUCUUAAUUCAAGCUUAACACAUAGCUUGUUCUACUACUUCCUCCACACAACUUCAUUUAUUAUCCUUCAUACAAGGCAUUAGCUUCUGAUUUUGGUCCUCCUGGGGAAUUUUAUUUAGCCACCACCCACCAUAUCUGUUGAGCUUUCCCAUAUCUGCCGCCUGGGGAGGUACUCAAUGGAAGAUCAGUAUCUAAACAAGAGAUGAGGUCAUUUAGUUUUUUUUUUAAAUGCUAAACAUCUGUAUGAAAUUAUGAAAUUAUUCCCUGAUCUCCUCCAUUAAUAAAAAUUAACUAAACAUAGGAAACUGUUAUUGAAGAAGUCUAAUUUAUUUAUUUACACCCCCCACCCCUCUUAUUAAAAAAAAAAUAGUUUUAAAAAUGAAAAUCUGUUUCGUGUCAAGGUUCAGUUUUUCUCUAACAACAUGUUCAAAAUUAAGGAUGAACUAACUUUUAGACAGCUCUAAUAAAAAUGGUGCUUUUAAAACUAGAAAAGCUUCCCAUUUUCUAGACAAAACGUGCAUUCAAGUACCGCAUUUUGUAGUGCUUACUUCUGGGAAUUUUAUUUUGAGCGCCUCUUGAAUUCAGCGUUACAGCCACACAUAUCUAAAGAACAGUUACUGUUAUUUGUGAUUUGAUGGAGCUGCAAAUAAACAACAUAAUCAUGUUGAAUCAAUUCUCUUAUAUUGUUUCCUAAUUCUGAUAAGUAAUAAUUAAAAUAAUGUAAUACAUUGUGCUGUAUUAGCAAUAGGAGUCUAAUUUAAGGAUUUUAAAAAUACAUUUUAAUUUUUUAACAAAAAUAAAAUUGGCCAAAUUGGUGUUGUAACAUUUAAAGACCAUCUAAUUUCAUCACAUGUUUUCCACUCAGUCCUAGCUGCAAAUCAUGCCCCUAUAACAAGAGAAUUUUCCAAAAAAGGAUGUCCUAUAUCUAUGAGAGCUGAGCUCUGGUGCCAGAUCCUAGGGGUGGAGCUGACCAAAGUUGUAAGUAUUACUGUUAGUGUCAACUUUGUUCUUUGCACACUUAGUCCUACUUAUUUAAGAAAUGCCUGAAAUUAAGUUGCUUUGUUUAAAAAAAUGGACCCCUUUUAAAUUAAAAAAAAAUCGUUUGCAGAAAUAAUGUUUUCAGUUAUUGUCAAAAGAAUCCCACUUAUAGGCCUAACCCAAGUAGCAGGCUCUUUCAUCCAAAUUUCUUUUUAAAAAUUUAACAACUCACACACAAAACAGACACAUCAAGAACGCUAGUAAUAUCACACACACUAAACAUCCUUCACUUGAAGAACUAUUUGAAGAAAAAUGCUGUUGUAAAUUUUUUUUGAUGAUACAUCCCACACCCACUUCAUCACGGAUCCCUAAGAUCAGCUUGAUCAGGGCUAUACUUUCUCUUAAGGUUAGGAUCGAUAAAUAUAAAAAAUAUAAAAAUUCUUUGGUUCCCCAGUAUGUACAAAUUUACCUCCCCAGUAUGUACAAAUUUACCAGAGUGCUCCCCGGGUGAUUACAAAAUCUAAAUCCUCACAAAUUAAGUUUUUAUUGUUCCUUUAUGGCAGUUUUAUAUGCCAAAGAAAUACAUAAGAUGUCUUGUGUUUAAAUUGUUAUAAUUGUAAAAUGUUGUCUUGUUUAAAAAAUAUGUAUUUAUUUAUGUACUGAAAAUGAAUAUCUAAAAUUUAAUUUAAAAAAAACCAUUUCUAUCUAUUUGGAUCAAUAAAGAAUCUUACUUUAUCGCAUUUUCUUCUGUAAUUUAAUUAUCUUAUAAAUUUAUGCUUAUUGUUUAUCAAGAUACUUCAGUAAAUGUACACAUAAAUUUACACAAACUGUUUACAGCUGUUGUUAAGUAAUGAUUUGAUUUUGGGUUAUAAGGUAUGACAUUUUUUAUAUUUUAGGAGUAUAGUAACAUAUUCUUAAGAUUGCUAGAUUUAUUUUUGGUUAUAAUGCAAUAACCUUCUUUUUGUUAAUCUAAGCUGAUAUGGAUUUAUUUCUUCACAGGAUUAUUUAUAUUAUGAGCAAUUAAAAGGUUAUGUGUUGCAACAUGAUUUAUUGGUGGAUAGUCUUCUCUACAAGGUCAGUUGAUUUCUAUCUUGUUUAUAGAAACUAUAGUUGGCUUCAGCAACAUGAUUUUUUAAUAAUUUUCAAAAUAUAACGCGACAUAUGGCUAAAUAAAUUUGAAUGGGUAUAUACUCAGCUUAGAUCAGUUUUUUUUAUUGGGCAAUCAAAUGGUAAUAUAUUGCGCCAUGCACGGGCUGUAGCGCGACGGAUGAUGAUGGUGAUAUGUUGACAGGAGUUUAAUUUUAAUAUUCAAUCAUUUAACUUACUUACCAGGAUGUAAAACUGACUGCCACUAAUGAUGAUCAGUAUUUUGUUUUCGAGGACUUUCUUUAUCAGGUGAGCUUUUCUAUAAAUAAUGUGAAAUAAUAAAUAACUACAAGAUUCUGUUAAAGAAACGUUUAAGUCAUUGUGGUAUGUUUUUUCAAAAUUUUAUUAUUAAAAGUUGGAAAUCUAGAUGCAUUGUGGGAAUGGCUUUAAGUUGAUUGGCUGAAAAUUUGAGCAAAAUAAGAAAUCAAUUCCAGGACAAUCAAGUGAUAAAUAUGAGCUUUUCCAUAAAAAUGUUAAAAAUCUGAUUUUUUAAUAUUUUGGGCUAGGUACUUCUCCCCUUCUCCAGAGACACAGUUGUUUUAAAACAUUUUGCCUACAACAGUGCCACGCCACCAAAAUCUUACAUCAGGGGAAAACUUGGCAUGGAGGAUUAUGCUGUUACUUACCCACCCAAUGGUGUCAUUCCAUUUCAUGGCUUUGCUAUGUAUGGUAAGUGCUUAUAGUCAAUUAUCAUUCUGGCUAUAUAAGAGUAAGAGUACUAUAAAAUAAUUGUAUUUCAAAAACUUUAAUUAGGCUUUUAAAAUAUUUUCUUUGAAUAAUCUCAGAUGUUCUUAUAGUAUAUGCAAGAGAUGAUUUCUGUAAAAAAUUUUAUUUAAAUUUAUUACUCCAAGCCAUUUUUAAAAAAAUUGUGGAAAAAAAAAAUCCCGUUCAACUUCUUAACUGCCAUGAACCACUAGGAGCGCUUCUUUAUUUAUGUUCAAGAGCCCCUGGCAGCGCCCAUGUUUAUGUCGUAGUAAAAUGAGUCUAUUAUUUUAAGUAUUCCAUUCCCGUUUUGGUUCAAGAUUUUAAUUGACCUAAAAAAUGGUAUACUAUUCAUAAGAAUCUUUUUAUAAUUAAUAAAAUUGCAGUUGAAUUAGCACUCACACCUUCAAAUGAGAAAAUGCUACCUAAAUUUUAUUCGAGACAUAAGAUUUCAUUUAAAACGAUAUUAUUAACAGACAUAAAUUUUGAUUAUUUCCCUUUCUGCAGUCGCCCCCCUUUGUUACCUCUACAAUGAUAUUGUUCAACUCUACCAUGUAUUCCGACACAUGUACAUGCACUACUUCUUCAGGCUGCACAGUGUCUCCUCACACCCCCAGGUUUUUUAUUUUCUGAAAAUAUUAUGUUGAUUUAUUUAUUCAAAUACUUUUAACCAUGCGGCAAGCUUACACUAAAUCAGUCUUAAUUAAGGAAGCCCCAGUAAGGAAAUGAAGAAUAUAGUUACAAGAAAAAUGAAUAAUAUGUUUUCAUUAAGUGUUAUACUCUAUCUUAAUUUCAAAGAGCAGUAUUUAAAAUACUUUCAUUUUUGGUGUGCACAGGGCAUUGUAGCCUUGAGUUUACUUUUUGAGACCCUAUUACAAGCGGAAGAACCAGAGCUGUUCUACCAUCUAAAACAAGUGAACUGUCAGCCGUAAGUAGCCACUUGUCAAAACUCAGUACAUAAAUAAACUGCUGGGUGGAGGCCCCUCUGCCUACCUGCCCACUGACUGUACUGGUUUCAAUGCACUCUGCCAUAACAGGCCAAGACUGAAGUAGCGUCCAAAACUAUUUCUGCCUCAUAUGCAGAGUUGUAACGGAAGUUGUAAUAACAUAUCUUUAGGAGUUGUAAUAAAGUAAUAAUAAUAAUAAUAAAGUUCAUUUCAAAAACACUCUUCAUCCCCAAAGGCUCGAAGCGUGGAACAAAGUCAACAAAAUACAAAUCUAUAAUUUACCACAUUUAAAACAAACGCAACACUACAAAAACUAAUCACCAGCAUACAAUUGCAAAGUCUUUCUAGCUAUUUCAACCCCAAGCAACACAGCCAUUAUGCAUUAACUGGAAAAUAAGGUUGACAUGGGAGUUGUAAUAACAUGCAUAUUGGAGCUAAUAACAUAUCCAUGGGAAUUAACAACAUAUCCAUGGGAUUUGUAGUAACAGAUUGAUAGAUUUGGUUGCUCUUCUGGGGAGCAGCAGUGCAUGGACCAGAUAGGGUGGAAUGGUUAUUCAUCAUCCUGCCUGUACAUUUGAUGAGCAGGUUACGAAGAGUACAUCACACAGAUUUAUUUUAUGUCAUCCACAGCCUGAAGAUAGCAUUCAAAUGGCUGAUGAGAGCAUUCUCUGGGUUUCUGUCAAGUGAUCAGGUCCUGCUACUGUGGGACAGAAUACUGGCUUUUGACUCCCUGGAGAUUUUACCCGGUAAUCAUUUUCAUUUUUAAAUAAAUAAAAUGUUAUAAAAUUUAUGUUAACCAUAGGCUUCUAAAGGUUAACCAUAGGCUUCUAAAGGUUAACCAUAGGCUUCUAAAGUUUCACUUCUGUGUUCCAAUUUUUACCCAGUUCUCUAUUGUUACAAAUGACUUUUACCAUAGAGUAAUCUAUUCUUCAUUUGUAAUAUUUUCCCACCAGUUCUGGCUGUUGCAAUAUUCUCAUUCAGAAAAACGAAUUUGUUAAAAGUUCAGUCUAUGAACACUGCAGAGGUGAGUGUGUAAAAAAAUAAUUAAAUGUGUUGCAUAGAUUUUACAACAAAUUUGAAUUAUUUUUUUAGAUUAGCAUCAUCCAUAUGGCCAAGGGCAUCUUUACAGUUUUAGUGAUUUUUAUUUCAUUUAAUUAAUUUUUUUCUAUGAACUCAUUGAAUCCAUUUGUUUAUUUCAGGCUGUUUUGGCCGACCUGUUCACACUUCAAGUUGUCCCCUUGCUACAGUUGUCAUUGUUUUCCAAAUGAUGUUUUAAAAGACUUUUUGUUGUAUCAUUGUACGUGUCUCGUUUGUUAUUAUUGGUCUGAUUAUUGCACGUUUUGAGGCUUGUUUUGUAGUCUGCAUUUGGAACAUGUAGUAAUGGCUGCCUUUAGACAAGAUUUUUAGCUGUAUAAGAAUCAAGAAUUAACAUACAAGUUUUGUUGUAUCCAUUCUCAAGUAAUUCAACUUAUGUAAGUUAAUAUUAAAUAAGCGUCAGCUGGUGUACUUUGCAUAUUCAAACUUUUAAACAAAAUUUUUGGUAAAAAAAAUAUUGUAAACAAUGUCUUAACUUAGUCAAUUAGUCAUGGGUAGGUUUACCCAAGUCAAUCACGGCAAUACUGAAUAUUUACCUGGCAAAUAUUCUACUUUACAGAGGGAGUAAAGCAAUGAAUUAGUUUGCUUGGUAUAUCUGAGCUUAGCCAAUAAGUUUGGUUUGCUUGGUAUAUCUCAGCCUAGCCAAUGAGUUUGGUUUGCUUGGUACAUCUCAGUGUAUUGCUGUGCGUAGUGCAUUAGACAGAGAUGAAUGGAAGAGGAUAGUUCACAUGUCAUCUGUGGCGCCCCAACGGUCCAAGGACUAAGGGACAUGAUGAUGAUGAUGAUCUCAGCCUAGCCGAUGAGUUGCUUUGCUUGGUAUAUCUCAGCCUAGCCAGCAUAAAACACCUUGUUUUACUUGAGUCACAAAUGUUUACAGGAGUCACAAGUCUAUGUUUACUGGAGUCACAAGUCUAUGUUUACUAGCUUUCAUUGACAACCAGGAAUACCCCAGUUAUCUGCCAGACAUUAUUUUAAAAUGAGAACAAUUUAAACACAAAACAUCUAAAAAUUGUUAAGUAUUUCUCAAGUGUAAAAAUAAGUCGUCCUGUACAGUAAGACUUCACCUUCUUAGUGACUAUAUUGAUGAUAGACCGUCCAUAUCUUUCAUGUAAUGCUGUCAAUAUAAACAUUUUAUUAUUGUAUUUAUUAAAGUUUAUUAUUUAAUACACAAACUAUUAUUGUAUAAUUUAAUAAGGUUAUCAUUCCUUCAAAAUUACUAA